Calypte anna (Anna's hummingbird) is the source of this 1159-nucleotide messenger RNA. It is a transcript of the gene TMEM140, whose product is annotated as transmembrane protein 140. The transcript is spliced from 3 exons. Lineage: Eukaryota; Metazoa; Chordata; Aves; Apodiformes; Trochilidae. The record is from RefSeq and is a predicted model, not a curated record. The coding region runs from base 1 to 702 and encodes 233 amino acids.
AUGGCAGUCAUCCUGACUGCCCCAACACACAGGACCCCACAGCCCUCUCCCUGGGCCCCAGGAGGUCAAGUGACCACCAAGGCAGGGUUUACUAUGGUACCAAGAAAUGGUAUGGGCACUAGGAUGGGUCUGCUGCAACAGAUGUGCACUGGACACUUGCUCUGUGUGCUGAACCACCUCGAGGCUGCUGGAGCCUUGGCCUUGAUGUUGUAUUCACUGUUGUGGGAAGCUGGGAACCUAGUCAACCUCCCUGACAAGCGCAUUGGCUUUUACAACUUCUGCUUGUGGAAUGAGACAGCUGGGGAACUGCAGUGCCUGGACUACAAGCAUCUUCAGGUGAUUGGCAUCAGCCAAGGAACAAUGCAGCUGGCAACGGUUUGUGUGUACAGCUGCCCGGUCCUGAGUAUUUUCUACCCCCUCUUGGUAGCACAUGUGAAGUGCACAGAGAACAAAAAGGGCUGGAGAGGCAUCUGCAUAAUACUCAUCAUUGAGAUGAUUCUCCUAUUAGGAGGCCUAGGUAUAUUUCUUUCACAAACCUCACAGUGGAUUCACACCUCUGAUUUCACUGGGGGCUUCCUGGCAUUGCUUGGGACUCUAGCUCUGCUACUACUCCAGAUUCUCACUACCACUAUGUACCUCUGGUGGGCCAAGCUCAUAUCGGAGCCCUCUCACCAGGAAGUCCAAAUUGAGAUGUCACAGUGAAGAAGAUGCAAGAGUUACUGAUAACCUGAUUUAAAAUACUAAUUCCGCUAUAGCUUUAGUCACUAACAAGAAUUUGAUCCUUAUUCCAAGGGCCCGUAUCUAGCCAUGCUCUGGCACACAGCUGUCACUGCCACCACCAGGUGACAGCUCUCCAGCACUGCAUGGACAGCAGGCACCAGCAUCCACAGAGCAGUGUGGAAGCUUCUCAGGAACAGCAGCCCUCAGCCUGGGGCACAGCAUCAAAGUGACAUUGUUUCUGGCCCUUACCCAGAGGACAGUGAAGGAAACCAUCACCCAGAACCAUCACCCAGUGGACACAUCACUCUGAUCUUAGCAGAAGUACAGGCAUGCAGAGAAGCAAACAGGCUUUCCUUCUUGGAGUUGCUCCAAGAUUCUGCUUGUUGGAGGCAAUUGCAACUUGAGAAGCUGCAACUUCACACCGCCAUCACAGCAGUGG